AGAAGACUCUCAGACUCAAGAAACUCAAAUUCUUGGAAACUCACCCAGAACCUCCACCCUCUGACACCAUGGUCAGCUCCUGUUGUGGCUCUGUCUGCUCUGACCAGAGCUGCAGCCGAAGUCUCUGCCAAGAGACCUGCUACCGUCCCAGCUGCUGCCAGACCACCUGCUGCAGGACCACCUGCUACCGCCCCAGCUGUGGUGUGUCCAGCUGCUGCCGCCCCGUCUGCUGCCAGCCCACCUGCCCUCGCCCCACCUGCUGCAUCUCUAGCUGCUCCCGCCCCUCCUGCUGUGUUUCCAGCUGUGGUCCCAGCUGCUACAGGCCGACCGGCUGCAUCUCCAGCUGCUGCAGGCCCCAGUGCUGCCAGCCUGUGUGCUGCCAGCCCACCUGCCCUCGCCCCACCUGCUGCAUCUCUAGCUGCUACCGCCCCUCCAGCUGUGGGUCCAGCUGUGGCUCCAGCUGCUGCAGGCCUACCUGCUGCAUCUCCAGCUGCAGGCCCCGGUGUUGCCAGUCUGUGUGCUGCCAGCCCAGCUGCCCCCGCAUCUCCAGCUGCUGCCGCCCCUCUUGCUGUGGCUCUAGCUGCUGCCGCCCGAGCUGCUGCCUGCGCCCAGUGUGUGGCCGGGUCUCCUGCCACACCACUUGCUAUCGCCCCACCUGUGUCAUCUCCACCUGCCCCCGCCCCGUGUGCUGUCCCUCCUCUUGCUGCUGAAUCUCUGCUUUGAACAUACUGCUUCCUCAUUUCCUCCCUCCCCACAGUUGCAGAGCUUCUUUUUAAAAU
Capra hircus (goat) is the source of this 779-nucleotide messenger RNA. Its product is annotated as keratin-associated protein 4-9-like. Lineage: Eukaryota; Metazoa; Chordata; Mammalia; Artiodactyla; Bovidae. The transcript has a single exon. Gene Ontology annotation, cellular component: keratin filament. The coding region runs from base 69 to 710 and encodes 213 amino acids. The record is from RefSeq and is a predicted model, not a curated record.